UUGGCUACUACACAAGCACACCCUCUUCAGCGGGGCUCACUACAGUAGCGACGGACAGAAAUAGAGAAGGACACUAUGUUCGUUUGGGACGUCCCUCUUCUCUCUAACUGACAAUGCCGGGAACUAUUAAAGAUUUUUCAGUGAGCUACGACGCCGUAAACGAAGACAACACUUUCACAUGUGGGGAUUAUGUUAAAGGACGCGUGGUACUGCAGCUUGGAAAGGAAGCCAAGAUAGAAUAUCUUUUCAUUAAAGUCAAGGGAGAUGCAGACGUCCGCUGGACCGAGCGUCAUGGCGAUGACGACCGAACAUAUUCAGCUCACGAGAAAUACUUCAAAUUAAAACAGGUGUUAAUAUCAGAGGAAACUGAGAAUACUACGGUGAUCCCUGGGACGCAUGAGUAUCCAUUCUGCCUCCAGAUUCCUGAAGGGAACUUCCCAUCAGCCUUUGAGGGGCACCAUGGCAACAUUAGAUACAAACUGGAGGCAAAGAUGAAGCGAUCUUGGAAAAUGAAAAAGAAAGCGUCAGCCAAAAUAAACUUUGCAACCAGGUUGGGUGGAGACACGGCUCAGCUAAAGUCGCCCCAGUUUGGAGAAAGAGACAAGAAGAUGAAUUUAUUCUCCUCUGGUAGCCUUUCUUUUAAAGUUCACAUUGAAAAGACAGGAUACAGACCAGGAGAAAUGCUUAUCGUUCAAGCAGAGAUUGAAAACGCAUCUUCCCGUAAUCUCAAACCUAAGUACAGACUCGACAAGAAAGUCACAUACAUUGCACAUUCAUCCACAAAAAUAGAACGAAGCACCAUUUUAAAAGAGGAGGGGGCUCCGAUCCCAUCUAAAGAUCAUCAAACUGUGACCCAGGAAUUGAUGAUCCCCAACGCUAUUCCCCCAACAGUUUUGUUCUGCAAGAUCAUCAGAGUAGAAUACAAAUUAAAGGUCUACAUUGAUGUGCCAUAUGGUUCAGACCCAGAGAUCAAAUUCCCCAUGGUCAUUCUGCCGACAUGCAGACAUGGUCCUAGGGUGUCAGGGGCGCCAUCGCCCUUUGGCCACGGCAGCCACUCCCAGUGGAACAACCAGCCUCCACCACCAGGUGCCUUGGGACCGCCUCGUUAUUUGUACCCACCAGACCAAGGGCUUCAUCCUCCAGCAGUGCACCCAAUAACAACCAACCCAGCGGUGCAUCCGCCUCCAUUCUACAAUCAAGCAGCAUAUCCGGUACCAGCUGUGCAUCCGCCUCCAUUCUACAAUCAAGCAGCAUAUCCAGUACCAGCUGUUCCUCCACCAAUGCAACCAAAUCCACACAACCAACUGCCCCCCCCACAGUAUGACCAGGUGACACAUCCCGUGCCAACUGCUCCGCCCUUGUACCCUACGCUACCUGCACCUGAUUUUCUUUCAUCUCCCACUGCACCACCGUACGUUCCCGGAACAGCUAGCCAUGAUUUUCUGUCAACCCUAAGUGCCCCUCCGCAAUACCCUUCUGCACCUUCAUUCUUGUCAUCCCCCAGUGCGCCACAGUCUUUGACGUCUGACAACCCCGGGUAUGAUCCCCCUUCCUACGAUAUGGUGUUCCCCAGUGUACCGGCACCAGAGGGCCCUCCAACCUCAGUUGCCUCGGAUCCCACACCAACUAAACCUCCGUCCUAACUAACCACGGCCUAUUUCUUAAGUGCCUAAGUCACACACAGGAGUGGUCAGUGUGAUGACAUCAAUAUAUUCAUUCAAUCAAUCCAUCACAAAUAAACACAUUUCAUACAAAAACAAAUUGUUUGUACUGUUGCAAACAAAUAUGUCAUCUGUCAUUUCAAUGGAGUUACAGAACAUGUUCAAUGUAAAGCAAUCCGGCAAAAGGAAAUAGUAGUUAACACAUGGGUUACUAACCCUGAUACAUAAUGAACAUUAGCCUAGCUUUAAUUGUAUAUUAAAGCCCUAGAGACCUUUCAUAUUCAUGUUCUCUAUUAGCUCUGUUGCACUGGAAUUAAUGGUGGUCCCUAGUAACUUUCAUAUGAGACUGCCCCUUCCCUUGCCUAUGAAGAUAGAAGGGUGUGUUUUAUAUCAACCACAAGCUGCAUGUUAUUUAGAAUUAAUUUAAUUGUCUAUGACUUGCAUCAACAAACAUAUUAGUACAUUGUGUAUACUUUAUGUAAAUCAAAGGUGCAAUCGUUGCUGCCCAACUUAACAAAGUAACCCUCUAAUAUUAUUUUUUAGUAGUACAUUUAAAGGAACUAGGCUACACUGAGAGCGCAGACCUCUUCCAAGGCCAAAUUAACUAUUUUGCAAUGUUCACGAAAGUGAAUCUUUGAUCUGGCCCAAAACUUACCUCUGCAAGCAGUUUCAUAAAUGUAGUGGACUACAUACGCGCAUGUAAAUUUGCCGCUCGGUACACUGUUGCCAGGGUUUUGUCUGCAAAAUAAAAAUAUAUUAACAGUAAUGUGGUGAUAUUUAUUGGUAGCCCUUGACGUGUAUUUAUUGUAGUACGUUUAACCUCUGAUAUUCCUCUGCUGUUCUGACAACUGUGCUUGUUGCAAAGAUGUCAUAGAGACUGAACAUAAGUCAAUAGAUAAAUGAUAGUUAAAUCUGUUCACAAAUAAAACCAACAAGGUCAAACUUCACAAGACAACUUCAUUACUGUGCAGCAUUCUCUGUUUUAAAAUGAGUCUCAUGCUCUCCUAAAUACUUUUAGGGUGUAGAGGCCGAAUAAUUCAUCGCAACUUUGGUCAAACUGUUCCGGGUCACAGCCAUGUGUAGGCCUAGUAGAAAAUUAAAUGUUACAAUCUAAACGGUAAAAUAGUUGUCAUAUUUGUAAUCUUAAAUAAAAUAACUAUCGUUCAAGGAAAA
Clupea harengus (Atlantic herring) is the source of this 2834-nucleotide messenger RNA. RefSeq names its product arrestin domain-containing protein 3-like. The record is from RefSeq and is a predicted model, not a curated record. Gene Ontology annotation, cellular component: cytoplasm; plasma membrane. Gene Ontology annotation, biological process: protein transport. NCBI's taxonomy places the organism in Eukaryota, Metazoa, Chordata, Actinopteri, Clupeiformes, Clupeidae.